CCACAAGGCAGCACCCAUCUCUCGGCGGCUCGCAAGAAUGUUCGUCGCGACUCGCGACUCGCAGCCAGUGAAUAAUAACAACAGGCCCGGCUGCCGUGUACGAUGGAGAGCCACGAUUUGGAGUGAGCUUGCACAAAUUUUGGCUUUUGGCGACUCUCUGAAUAAUCCACGGCCUUGAUUCCCUGAUCAAUACCCGGCGUCGUUCUCAUGACAGUCUUGAUCGCCGCGAUGAUCUUAGGCGGCUCUUGCGUCAAUGUAGCUUCAAAGAAACGCUCCAUAGCUUGCUCCUCUUCCGAUGCCUCCAAUACCGGCCCAGCGUCCGACUCUAUUAGAUGAGAAUCGGUCACUGUCUGAUCAAGAUGUCGGACUUCUAUUUCAAAUCAUCACCCGCGCCGAGCAGAAUCCCGAUGUAGAACACUUGCCUUUUCGAGCGCUCUUUGCUGCCUACGAUGAAGUUCUCGCCGAACAUGGCCCGGACGCUGACCCGGAACAAGCUUGCAUGCGCUUCUUGUUCAAAAUGGGCUCAAAAAGCUUUGGAGCCCAACCAUUGUUUGAUAGAUUCGAAGAUCAUUUACAGCGAAUGGGGAUUGUGCUAUCAUUUGACGACACUGAGCCUGAUCGAGAUCGAAUACACGCGCAGAAUGCCUCUUUCCCAGGACCAGCUAAUGUCGAAGAACAUAUAGAGGGAUUCGCUGAAGACAUAACUCAAAGAUCUAUUCGAAGGAGAGCUUCUUUCAAUUCAAUGUACGAUAUUGGUGAUGAUGGAACGCAGAGACAUACAUACCGUCCGAGCUCACGAUCUUCCAUGUCGCGUCUGGAACUUGGAAAGUCAGAUUUCUCAGAAAUUGAUGAGGAUGCGGUCCAACAAGAUGCCCAUGGCGACUCGGCUAAACCAUCUGAUAGGACUCAAUUGCUGGCACAAUUCCUGGAAAUGGGCCGUCGGCUGAUGGGAGGCUUAGAUCCAUUGAGAGAAACCUCUCAAGUAACUAAAACUCAUACACAGCAGAAACAAACAAACGGCCAUUUAACCUCCUCCUCUUCUUCAUCUCAUGUCCGGAAUGGUUCAGGUAUCUCGUCUUCAAAUGGUAAUUUCUCUUUGGAUAUUGACGAAGACCUGAAUGCCAACGAUAUGAAUAUGGUUGAUGAGAUUGGGCCUAAGCCUAGUCUAUCCGACUUACUGCGAGAUGCAUCAACUUUUGCAAUGUAUCGUAAAAGAGCGACUGCGCGAAGAGUACUCAUACAAUGGCUGGAAAAGGCUGUUCGUGUGCAACAAUCUCAUCGAGACAUGGAGAUAGCGGCUCUUAACAGGGAUCGGGGAACUCUACUUCGCCAAGCGCUUGAUCUUUGGCGAGCAGAGCUUCAAAAGAAACGCGAAACUGCUCACACCGAAAGGUUCUUUCGACACUUAGAAAGACGUGCUGCUAAGGCAAGAGAUCUAUACCUAAUGACAAAGGCUUUCACACAUUGGGCACAACUGACUGCAGACGAAAUAUCCAAAACAUCCGUUGCUCGCGAGCAUAUUUUGCGACUCAAAUAUUUCAAUGCCUGGCGCGAGAUAACAGCAGUCAACGAGCUCAAGGCUCAACGUUUUGCUCACAGAAAGCCACUACAAUUUUGGAAGAAGAAAGUCCAGCAAAUCAAGGAGAAUGAACAUACUGCCGAAACUACACAUGCUACCAAUAUUAAGCUGAAAUAUCUGAGAAUUCUACGAUGGACUGUAUAUUAUCAGCAGCGAGCUCCUGAAUGGAGCGACCAUCGGUUAACCAGGCGGUCCCUUCUUUCAUGGAUUCGUGCUUUCAGGACACAGCGAGAGCGCGAAGCCGAGAUAGACUAUGCUAACAGGCAUGAACUCCUUCAGUCUGUAUUCCAAGCCUGGUCACAAAAAUCACAAGCAGUGUUGACUGCUGAAUGUGAAGCUGAUGCAAGAUAUAACAAUAAACUUCUUGUAAAUGACAUUGAGGUUUGGCAUGCCCACACCCGGCUACAGGCAGCGGCUACGCAUGUUGCUUCAAGGGUAGACACACGAUUCAUGAAAUCGGCUCUUGCGCAAUGGAGAUCACGCGGAAAAUCCGUCCAGCAAGCGGAUGAUUUUAAUCGUUUGCGAAUUAUGCGGAGCGCUUGGACAAAUUGGAAUGACCGAUUACGCUGUUACGCGUUGAAUGCACGCAUUGAGGAACGUUUGAAGAUGGAGACUCUGUAUAAAUGGGUUCUUAUUGAGAGAUGCCGUCUCGCAGAGCGAAUCAGAAACCAACGUAUCCAGAGGGAGAAUUUCUCCGAAUUCAUAAUCACUGCGCGAAACAUGUCAAGAGAAUUGAUUCAGCGAGAGGAUGAUUACGUUAAGAAACGGAACUGUAAUGCUCUACGGUAUCGUUUCCAAUCUUGGAAAAAUAAACUCGCAGUCCAACGACAGAGAGAAUAUGUGGCAGCAGAAUUCUAUGCGCCUCGGGUCGAACAAGAAGCGUUUGUUAUUUGGUCAUCCAAGUACAAAGACAUACAAAAACUGGAAAAAUGGGCACAUGGGGCUCGUUUCUAUUUUUCUGCUACAAAGACUUUAAAGCAAUGGCAGAGUGCUACUGCUGAGGCAUCCAAGAAACGUCGUCAGGAAGCCUAUAUGAUCAUUCGAAGAAAGGUUAAGAUGAAUCUUGCAUCAAGCGUCAUGACCACAUGGUAUCAUAAGUCGCAACAUGUAAUAAACCUAGACCGCGAAGCCGAUCAAGUGAACCAGGAGGCCUUGCAUUCCCAAAAAUCCGAACUUAUUCAACGCUGGCGCGAACGGACUGCCAGGAUUACGCAGGAUGCCCAGGACGCUGAAGUGUAUUCACACCGACAACUCGCUUAUAACAUGCUCAACAGGUGGAUUGAUGUUCAUGAAAGGGUUCAGGGGUUGAGUGAACAGGCUGAUGGGUUGAACUUGGUCCAUGUCUCCGGGCUAGCCUCUGCACAGCUACGCAAACUCAGUCUACGUAUAUUUCAGAUUCAAAGCACAAUCGAAACGGCAGAUUCCAUGCAUGAUCGCAUUCUGAGGAAGCAUCAUAGAAGCAUGCUCCGGCAUUGGAACAACAGAACCAAAGCCCAGCGUGAAGCUCGAGAGACUCGCGAAACUGGCGAGUCAACGGUAUCCACGAUACCCGAAAUUACAUAUCUAGAGCCUACUACUCCUGCUGCGACAUUUAUUUCCACAAUUCUUCCCGAAUCAGAGCAUACACUCAAUUUCACCGACCUCAUGUCUCUGCCAGAACAUCAAUUAGCUUCAACAACCCCUAUUGCUACGCCUGGAUACCUAGCUUCCCCUUCAAGACGAGCUGCGAGGGCUCGGAUGCUCGCUCAAAUGUCUACAACACCUGCAACGCCACUCUACACACCUUUCGCUAGCCGUCUCCGAGCCGCUAUGGGCGGUGACCAAGAAAGCACCGCUAGCAAACUCGAGGGCCGACAUAACUCGGUGGGCACGACGGUUCGUUUUGCCAUACAAGAGCCUGAAUCCCCAAGUGAAGGACGGAGAUCUACUAGACGAGAGGGGUGAGGCCUCUGACCACUCUCUUCCACAUUAUAGACACCCAUCACCUCUCACUUGAUCGUUUGAACAUAAUCUAGUCGACACAGAAUAUUUUCUUUACUUACCGUGCAUUUCAGUGGUUUGUAACUUGUGGCGUUUGUGAUACCCCGGCGAUUGCAUUUGCAGUGUUACUUUGAAUAGCUACUGCGUUGGCUCUGGUUUGAUUUAUUAUGUUGGGUUGGAUGUAUCUCACUUCCCUUACUUGCUUUCUUGGAUAUGAAUUACGAGUGAGAUGAUUAACGAGAAUCCACUAAAGGAGUAAGCAGAGUUGAGUGGAUUUUGAUGCUCGCUAGCCUAUUGUAUAUUCUACUGCAUGUAGCAAUUACUCAUUGUAUAGAUUCAAUUAAUCGAUAGACGUUCAAUCUACUCGGACGUGCCUUGUAGAUUCCGCACGUGCUACUUUAAUGUAAUUAGAUAGGGCGAAUCGGAGGAUUCGUAAGGGACUCGGGUCUCAGUCGACAGAAG
Molecule: messenger RNA, 4021 nt
Organism: Talaromyces proteolyticus
Lineage: Eukaryota; Fungi; Ascomycota; Eurotiomycetes; Eurotiales; Trichocomaceae
Product: putative centrin-binding protein Sfi1
Exons: 2
Coding region: 296-3523 (1075 amino acids)
Source: RefSeq, a predicted model, not a curated record